UCAUCAUUCACGUGGUAUCGAGCAAGAUGGCUGCUUCGUUUUUCAACAGAAUUGCUGCCUUGGGUUUAGGCCUGGCUGGCAUUGGUGGCGUGGUUAAUACAGCUCUUUUCAAUGUUGAAGGAGGCCACCGAGCUGUAAUAUUUGAUCGAUUUCAAGGUGUUAAACCUGAUGUCACUGGUGAAGGAACCCAUUUCCUAAUUCCGUGGGUUCAAAGACCUAUUAUAUUUGAUGUCCGUAGCAGACCUAGAAAUGUACCGGUGAUAACAGGAAGUAAAGAUCUACAAAAUGUCAAUAUCACGCUAAGAAUCCUGUUCAGACCACAGCCACAUAUACUACCCCAAAUGUACAUGAACCUUGGAGAAGACUAUGACGAGCGUGUUCUUCCAUCAAUUACAACUGAAGUUCUCAAGGCUGUUGUAGCCCAGUUUGAUGCAGGAGAGCUUAUCACACAGAGAGAAGUUGUUUCUCAAAAGGUACAAGAAUCACUGACAGAGCGUGCUGCAAGUUUUGGACUUAUUUUAGAUGACAUCUCUCUGACACAUUUGACAUUUGGCAAAGAAUUCACAGAGGCUGUUGAAAUGAAACAAGUUGCCCAGCAGGAAGCAGAAAGAGCCAGAUUUCUUGUGGAGAAAGCAGAGCAGUACAAGAAAGCUACUGUCAUCAGAGCUGAAGGAGAUGCUAAAGGAGCAGAACUCUUAGCAGAUGCCUUUAAAGAGGCAGGCGAAGGCCUUGUUGUGCUCAGGAAGAUGGAAGCUGCCGAAGAAAUUGCUGAUAAAUUGUCUCACUCUCGAAAUGUUGCAUACCUUCCCCAUGGACAGAAUAUGCUGCUGAAUUUACCAGUGGGACGUCAGUGACGAUACAGGGUUUAAAAGGAAAAAAAAAAUUACUGCAAGGGUGUAAGACUUGGUCAGAUUAAGAAUUUCAUCACGUGGUUUACAGCCGUAGGGAGAAUGAUGACAUCUUAAUGUUAUAUUUGUGGUAGAUUUGGCGUGCAAAAGCAGUCUUCCUUCCUUCCAUCUUCAGAGUAAUGAUGCAAGAUGGCUGUUUUUUGGCGCUGCUUUAAGAUGUUGAAUUUUCCUCUACCUGUAGAAGACUUUUCAGUUGAACUCAUACACGCUGUUAGAUUGCACAAUAUUUUCUAAUAAAUCUAUGGUAAAACUGUGAGGAUUUCAA
Messenger RNA from Orbicella faveolata, 1173 nucleotides. RefSeq names its product prohibitin 1-like. The record is from RefSeq and is a predicted model, not a curated record. Lineage: Eukaryota; Metazoa; Cnidaria; Anthozoa; Scleractinia; Merulinidae. Gene Ontology annotation, biological process: mitochondrion organization. Gene Ontology annotation, cellular component: mitochondrion; membrane.